This is a messenger RNA of Camarhynchus parvulus, 5887 nucleotides long. It is a transcript of the gene DAB1, whose product is annotated as DAB adaptor protein 1. The coding region runs from base 511 to 2223 and encodes 570 amino acids. The record is from RefSeq and is a predicted model, not a curated record. The transcript has 17 exons. Lineage: Eukaryota; Metazoa; Chordata; Aves; Passeriformes; Thraupidae. Gene Ontology annotation, biological process: ventral spinal cord development; lateral motor column neuron migration.
UGGCGCUGAGACCCCCAGCCCUGGGAGAGGAGGAGAAGGAGGAGGAGACCGACCCCUCAUCAGCCGCGUUCCUCCACCGCACACCUCCCUUUUCCCCUCCCUCUGGCCUCAGCGCCGCGCUGGCGGGGCCGGAGAGGGCAGGCGGCGCGGGAAGGCGGCUCUCCCAGCAUGGACGGGCCAUGUGUAUCCUAAGGAAUAACAGCAGCUGCUGCGCCCACGAUGGGGAGCAGAGGAAUGCGAGGAGGAGAGGGCUCGCUGGGGCAGAAUCAAAGAACCUGGGUGUGACAUCGUCAUGAAUGAGAGAAGAAGGUAAUACAGUGUUGGAGGUGCCUGUUUGCUGCCACUGUUUAGAGGGAAAAUGAUGCAUUAUGGGGACUCACUCGAAAGGAGUGAAUGAGAUGAACUGUUUGGGUUAUAGUAUCUGAAAGGCUAAAUUAUUCUCUUGGAGAGACGUUCUAAAUGAGCCUGACCGAGAUCCUGGAUCUGUGUGAAGAGGACUAAGGAUAUAGGAUGUCAACUGAGACAGAACUUCAAGUGGCUGUUAAAACCAGCACAAAGAAAGACUCCAAAAAGAAAGGUCAGGAUCGCAGCGAAGCCACUUUGAUAAAGAGGUUCAAAGGUGACGGUGUCCGCUACAAGGCCAAGCUGAUCGGGAUCGAUGAGGUUUCUGCUGCCCGAGGGGACAAGUUAUGCCAGGACUCCAUGAUGAAGCUCAAGGGAAUUGUUGCUGCGGCUCGAUCGAAAGGAGAACAUAAACAAAAAGUCUUCUUAACAGUUUCCUUUGGGGGAAUCAAAAUCUUUGAUGAAAAGACAGGGCUACUCCAGCAUCACCACGCAGUUCAUGAAAUUUCCUACAUUGCAAAGGAUAUCACAGACCACCGAGCGUUUGGAUACGUGUGUGGAAAGGAGGGGAAUCAUAGAUUUGUGGCAAUAAAAACAGCCCAGGCAGCUGAACCUGUAAUCCUGGACUUGCGGGACCUAUUUCAGCUCAUCUACGAACUGAAACAAAGGGAAGAAAUGGAAAAAAAGGCACAAAAGGACAAACAGUGUGAGCAGGCGGUAUACCAGACAAUUUUGGAAGAAGAUGUAGAAGAUCCUGUAUACCAGUACAUUGUGUUUGAGGCUGGACACGAGCCCAUCCGUGAGCCUGAAACGGAGGAAAACAUUUAUCAGGUUCCUACCAGCCAGAAGAAGGAAGGUGUUUAUGAUGUGCCAAAAAGUCAACCUGUAAGUCUGGAGAAUGGAAACUUAUUGCUGGACAUUGAUGAAAAUCUUGUUUCAGUCACUCAGGCUGUUACCCAACUAGAGCUUUUUGGGGACAUGUCCACUCCUCCUGAUGUAACCUCUCCCCCAACUCCUGCUACUCCAGGUGAUGCCUUUAUCCCAUCUUCAUCCCAGUCACUCCCUGCUAGUACAGACAUGUUUGGUUCUGUACCUUUCAGCACUGCUGCCGUACCCUCAGGUUAUGUUGCCAUGGGAGCUGUCCUGCCCUCCUUCUGGGGACAGCAACCACUUGUUCAGCAGCAGUUGGCCAUGGGUGCCCAGCCUCCAGUCGCUCAGGUGAUGCAGGGAGGACAGCCCAUCGCGUGGGGCCAGCCCGGCAUCUUCCCUCCCACCCAGCAGCCGUGGCCAUCCGUGGCUGGCCAGUUCCAGCCCACUGCCUUCAUGCCAACACAAACUGUUUUGCCUUUACAAGCAGCCAUGUUUCAAGGUACCAUUGCUCCUAUAGCCACCGUCCCACCCACGAGCGAUUCCAACAGAUCGAGUCCGCAGACAGACAGGCCCAGACAGAAAAUGGGAAAAGAAAUGUUUAAAGAUUUCCAGAUGGCUCAGCCUCCACCAGUGCCAUCAAGAAAACCAGAUCAGCCUUCCCUCAGUUGUACCUCAGAGGCCUUCUCAAGUUACUUUAACAAAGUUGGGAUGGCACAGGAAGCAGAUGAUUGUGAUGACUUUGACAUCUCUCAGUUAAAUUUGACUCCUGUGACUUCCACGACACCAUCUACAAAUUCACCUCCCACCCCUGCACCCAGACAGAGUUCUCCAUCCAAAUCAUCAGCAUCUCAUACGAGUGACCCUGCUGCAGACGACCUCUUUGAAGAGGGGUUUGAAAGCCCAAGCAAAAGUGAGGAGCCAGAGGCUCCUGAUGGGUCUCAGGCCUCCUCCAACAGUGAUCCCUUUGGUGAGCCAACUGGUGAUACUAUAAGUCCACAGGUCGGUAGCUAGAUAGCACAGGUUGGGGAAGCAGAACCUCUCUACGCGCAGAUUAACAGACCUAAGAAAUAGCAUUGUUACAGGCUUGUGGUGCUCCAAGACUCAAAAGAAACCCAACAACCUGGUGGGCCUUUGGCUUUCAUGCUUUUUUCCGAUUGAUUUUGUCUGACAAAGGAGAGAGUUUGCCCUCCUGGACUGGCUCUACGAGUGUUCCUGAUGUGUUUUUUUGGCAACCAAUGGCAGAUUCCUAUGGCAGCACAAAACAAAAACUCUCCCUGCUUCUCAUACUACGAGUGCAGCCCCGUCCCCACAAGUGAUGGGUAUCCAGACUAGGAAAUCCUACUCCUCAGUCUUCUUUUAAACAUUUGUCACCUUCUGUGUGCCACCUAUAAAUAACGAGCAUCUGAAAUUUAUUGGGUGUUAGACAUUCCUUUUUUUUUUUCUUUUCAGCAAAAAGCAGAGUCUGUAUGUAGCAGUGCCAUUAUCAUUCAGCAGCCUUUGGGGCACGAGUCGGCACUUUUUAUGUCACGGUGACAUGUUUUUCAUCUUCAUUUACAUCAGGCUGAUCCUGACCCUUUUUUUUUUUCCCCUAUGUAGACAUAUUUAAACAACAACAGCAAAAUACUGGUGGUGUCUUUUUUUUUUUUUCUUUUUUUUUUCCUUUUUUUUUUUAUGUAUUUCUUACUCUGUAGUUUUGUAUGAGUGACAGAUCUAACAGUGAAACGCCUCCUGCAGAAAUGAUUCCCAACUUGAAACCGCAGAACAGAACUCGGUUGUUUAUCCAUCCUUGACUGAAAAUGUUGCCAAAUGGACCUUUAAGUUCUAGCACAUCGUGAGGAAGAAAUGCUGCUUUCUGUUGGAAUACUCAUGUUCUGGGUAGAGAAAGGACAUCGAGUCCCACUGAGGAAAGACAAGAGAGUCAGUAUUUCCUAGGAAACUCUAAACAAAGUGCAGAAAAGGAAUAUUUUUAUUUCUUCAAUAUCUUGCUGCUGUAAUGCUAUGCAGACAAGUGUUUUCUUCUCUGUGUGCCAUUUUUGAUGAAAAAAAAAUCAUUUGCCAAAUAAUACUGGUAUGCUUCUGGUUUAGGAGUUUGGAUGAAGCGGACUUGACAAAUGAGACAAGGACGGCAUGGAUUUUGGAAUAACAAACUGACUCUGUGAUCAAAAUUGUUCAUCUUUAUCACUUUUUGUACAUCAGAAAAAAAUCAAAUGGGAUUUUUAUUUUAUAACUUGAAAAAAAAAUCUUACUGUUAAACUCUUUAAAUGUUUAAGGGGAAAUGGCUUUAAGGAGUUCGAAUGAAAAUUGCCAUUUUUUUUUGUAAAUAUAAAUGUUAUGAAAAUUCUUUUACUAAUGCCAUUACACAGUAGAGAAGGUAGCAAGUUGCAGUGCUUGGGAGGUGUGGCAAACCCAGUUUGUGGUUCUCACAUCACAUAUGUUUUUUCACAUGCUUAACAAUAAUGGGCUGAAGCUCAAGUGCAUUUGCCAAAAGCAGUCAGCUUGUCAGCAACUAGUGAAAUUAAUGGCAACACAUGAUUUUAUGGUCUAGCAUUAUCACACGGACAUAAUUCUACUUACAAGAGAUCACUUUCCAUUGACAUUCCUUUGAACCUCUGCAUAGAAGUCAUCCAACUGUUUACAUGCAGAACAAAAAGAAUUUAAAACUUCCUUUUUUUACAUUUAUGAAGCAAGAAGUGCAGUGUUUGGGUUCAUAUGUUUAGCACAUGAUUUUCAUAAAGAAUCUAUAUAUUUUUGCCCUACAGAGAAUUGUUAUACAGGUCAAAUGUGUUUUCCUGAUGUUCCUAUGCAGUUUCAGUAUAUUGAAUUUAGUGGUUUAACACUAAAAAGCAAAAAAAAAAAGAAAAAAAAAGGAAAAAAGGUUAAAGAAAUCAAAGGAUUAAUCAGUUUUUAGGGUUAUUGUGCAGAUUUUGUUUUUAAAUUGACACAUUAGGAUUUGCAUUUUUGUCAUGAUUAAAAUAGGCCUGGAGUUAUAAAUGCUUUACUUUCUUUCAUCUCUUAUUAUAAGCUAAAAAUGGUUUAGAAGGCAGAAUAACUGGGGUGGUGAUUGUUGGUGUGUGCAACCAAAUCUCACAAAACGAUCCCAUUCUUUUAUUUUGAAUUAGAGAAAUUAGAGAAAUGUGCAUUGCAGAAUGUAUGUGAACGAGAAAUUAGCUGUGAAUAGACCUAAUGAACCUGCAGAGAGGAGAAUUUUAUCCCCAUCCACGGUCAUUUGAUGCUUGUUCCUUAGUCAUGUGCAAACAGCUUCGUAGCAAAUCUUGUUUUCCCAUUGGAAGAUCAAGUUUUCUAACUGGAGGAGAUAAUUUAAAACUUGGUGGAUCGAGUGUUUCAGGAUUAAAAGCAGAGGUUCUGGAGGACACUUCUGUCAGAAUAUUUUCCUGAUUUGCACAGUGGUGCUACUUUCUUCCUCAGCAGCUUUUGUUUGGGUUUUGUCCUGCACAUGGAACCACAAACCCAGUUUUGGUUCAUCACAGACAUUGGAGGUUUAGUGUCAUCAGUGCAUUUCCAGUUGUGGGGUGGAACACAGAGGGAAGAAGAGAUUGCUGUCUCAGAGGAUCACAUUUGUAGGAAGCAGAUCGCUCACGGAUAGGUGCUGAGGGAAUGAGGCUGGAAUUCUGGUGUCUCUGGGCCAUCACCACAGACCUUUGUCUUACUUUUGCUCAUGAAUAAAAACAGAUUCUGGAUUGUCUCGUCCCGUGAUCGUCCUUGUCGUGGCUGGGAUGCUGAGCUGAGAGGGCUGCAGGGCCUCUGCACUGUACCAGUAUUGUAGAUAACUCCAAUAUCCAGCUUGUGCAAUUGUUUAACCCCUCAUCCUUCACUAGCACUAAAUUUGUCACUUUAAAUUUACAAACCAGGGAACCCCACCAGCCAUCCUGUUACCAUCCCCCCCGUAGGUUCUUGAUCUUUACCUGUCAUGAAAAGAUAUUUUGAUAGAUCGUAGUCAUGCGAGUGUCUGAUGGAACCUUUCAUCUCAAUAACGUACUGGGCACCUUCUUUGCAAAAAUGUUUACUCCGUGGUUUUCAUUCCGUUUUAUUUCUGCAUUCUGACACUUAUUUUUUUAAUAAAGAUGAGAAAGAUAAAAUGACUGUUGCAGUACAUUUCUAAACCUACUUUAACUUUACCUCAGAUAACGACCAUUUGUUAACAUCUACGGACGCAUUAUUUUUAACUUUAUGUGUAAUGCAUUCAGCAACAACAACAGAAACCAACAAAUUUUUAGAGAUUUUCCAUUAAUUUCUGUAACACACCAUGUAAUACUGUUAUGAAUAAAAACAUUUUAAAAAGGUGUCUUUUCAGUAAGUUUGUUUCAUAGCUUGUGCUCCUCUGGGAUAAUUCUGCCAGACUUAAAAUGCAAUAUUUGUGCCUGACAUGGCCUUUAUUUUUGACAGUGGAAAAACCUGGGAAAGGAGAAAAUCCUCAAUUUGGGGAAUAACUAAUCUUUAACACCAAGUGUUGCUUAUCUUGCAAAUGUGUAACUUGUUGAUUUUAAUUGCUGCCUCCACUUUUUUGGCCUCUUUUUGGGUGUUUUAGCAUGAGCAUCCCAAACCAGCAAGUAUUUGUAUCACCUCCUGGAAAACCCCACAUUCCUGGGACAGCCCAUGCUGUGUGAUGCUCCCAAAGCUGGUUUAUCUUUGUGGUGUGAAAAGCUGAAAUUAAUUU